Porites evermanni is the source of this 354-nucleotide messenger RNA. The record is from the annotation of a GenBank genome assembly. NCBI's taxonomy places the organism in Eukaryota, Metazoa, Cnidaria, Anthozoa, Scleractinia, Poritidae.
AUGGGAGACAGAGUGAAAGCGUUAAGAAGAGAAAACAAUGAUUUAAACAGACAACUGAAUGAUCUGAUGAAGGAAUUUCAGUCUAUCAAGUCCAAGAUGGCGGAACAGAAGGAUUUCCACGAAGCAGCAGCUGCCGCUUUACUGAACACACAGGAUGUUCAAUUCCUCAGCGACAGCUACGAUGCCCUUGUUAAGUCAGAAUCGAGCUUGUCAAAAGCUCUGGAAAGUUUUUCUCGUACGUUGGAUUUAUUGACAGUUAACGUUGACAGAAUUGACAUAGCUAUCAAUGAGAUGCUCUACUACAGUUACCAAUUCACUAGAAGUAUGACACGAGACACUGACGUCGAGAGGUAA